Messenger RNA from Pseudo-nitzschia multistriata, 2386 nucleotides. The record is from the annotation of a GenBank genome assembly. Lineage: Eukaryota; Bacillariophyta; Bacillariophyceae; Bacillariales; Bacillariaceae.
CACUUUUUCGAAUCUCUUUUCGUUGCAAAGAACCCUAGCAACUUGACACGAAACGAAAAUUCACUGCAGAACUUAUCAACAUGCCGAAAAAGAAGAAGAGCAAACGACAAAAGGUCCAGGACGUGAGCACGUUUUCCGGCCUCUCGAACAUCACAGGGUUUGGUGAUUUGGGAGGAGCCGCUUCGAUUGACGACUGUAUGGCUGAGAUGAUGUUCCAUACAGAAAGUCGGAGCGAGAAUCAACCGCAACAAAACGAUGAUGCCAUCUCUGCUCCGGAAAACACGAUAGAAUCCAUCAGCAUUCGAUACCCGGAGACGAUCCAUCCACCAAAGCGUGGGGCGCCUCGACAGCCAUCCUGGAUUCAACAGGCCAACAAAGCCAAAACCUCGUCGAAAUACAUGAUGAGUGCUGAAGAUAUCGAGAAUUGGAACCGAAGCUUUGAAACCUGGGCGAAUGGUGGCAUUUACAGCCCUGGAUUGCUCCCCAACAUUGACCAAGAAAUUGCAAGAAAUUUCAAGGUCAAGGAACUUUCCGAUCUCUUACUAAAGAACAAGAAGUUUGCGGGUAAGGAUCUCCGGAUGCCCCUUUUUGAGCGCUGGCUAUUGGACUCAAAGCACGAAGAGGAGAGUGAGGGCGUUGUGGGUGACUGUGUGCUGACGCUUCGAUCGUCGCCCGAUUCGGGGGCAUCCCAACGGUUGCUGUCGGAGCUGACCAGCAAACAAAACGGUGUCGAUCAGACGGACGCGGAAAACGUCAUUGCCAAGCUUUGUCGAACGACAAAUCUAGCGUGUCAGGAGUUAUUAUCCCAGGAGGAUAGGUAUCGACGGCAGUCUCCGCUGAAUAAAGGAGAUCGAAUCAACAUGUCCACAAAACCGUCGUCGACAAAUACAUUUGUGAGCUUAGAAUAUUCGCGGAAAAAAUGGAAAAAGCCGUUUUGCUUCCGCAUUAAUCAGAUUCACUAUAAAAAAUUGAAGGAUCGUUUCCUUGAAAUUCACCCCAGGUUCAUCUUUGGUGGGGGGAAAAUUGUCAAGAACAACAUGGAAACGAUGGUGGAACGUUCGUUCCAUGUUUUGGUGUUGGCCUUGCUACUGCGGUAUUCCGCCUUGUCAGGUGGAGGGCUAUUGGACGACUUGAGAGGUGGAGGAAUGCAAGGUGAGAAAGAUAUUUGUGUGCUGCCCUUGCUAUGCUAUUGUAAAAGAUUGUUUAAUCACAAUUGAAUUCUUUUCUACCAUCAUGGUCAAUGUAUGUCGUUGACUCCCUGGAAGGUGCCAUUCAUUCGAGCGUCUUUGAAGUGUUGCAGGCACAUUUUUCGAAGGGAAAAGAUAGCCCGUCCUCCAAUUCGUGGUUCGAGGGAUUUGCUUCUCCGUUCAAUGCGGCUUUGCCACGCUUUGCAUCGGCCUUUCCAGAUUUAGACUGGCACUUUGGGUCGGUGGGACGUUUUUUCGAUUGCAAGUUCGACGCAAAGAUACAGCCCGAUGAGAACGAUAAUGGUGAAUAUUGCGAAGCGAAUCCGCCAUUCACUCCGGGGAUCAUGAUGGCUAUGGUAGAUCACAUGGUGGAAGCUCUCCGUAGGGGCGACAAAAACAACAUCCCCUUAACAUUUGUUGUGGUGGUUCCGUCUGCAGACAACAAAAAGAAGAGGAAAUCUAAAUCGGCAAUAUCUUCUGAUGAAAACAAUGAUAUAGCAGUUGCUAAAUCUGCUGCUACUAGAUCGUUUCGUACUAUGCUAUCCAGCUCGUAUUGUACGAGACAUGUCCUCCUCAAUGCAAGAGAACACGGAUAUGUCGAGGGUGCGCAGCAUCUACGGCCGACCCAAUAUAAGCAAAGCUCGUACGACACGAGCGUCAUAAUUUUGCAAACUCCGAAGGCCGCCAGUACCGACCUAACAGAGCUCGAGAAAGAUCUUAGGGUUGCGUUUUCAAGCCGACACGAAAGUGAGCUGAUAGAACGGAAGAGAAAGUGUGCUACUACCUAAAUACUGAAUGGAAAGUUUUCUACAAUUCAGUAUCACUUUCGGCUCACUUUUGGGUCCUAUCUUAUGGUAGUACCAUGUAUUCAAUAAAUGCUGAAACCUUCAAGUCAACUUUUCUGCAAUUGCAUACACCUUUAAAAGUUUAGAAGUGAUGCUGAUCUCUGUUCAUUGGUACUAGGAACCUGCCUUAAUUGGGCUUCUCAGUGUGCAUGGAAACGGUCAUGGUAUAACUCUUAUCCAUCAAAAUUGUGAACAAACCCCUUUUAUGUUCCCUGAGUCAUCCUCUCCAUUAGUUGGUAGUCAUGGUGCAUAGAAAUGACAGUACUCUCUCAGGGCUGCUGCCACUUGGAGUGUCUAUCUGCAUCCUUCCGAACUUCAAUAUACUAACAUUCUAAAUAGACCAAUUUGAAUAUU